UAGGUGAAGAGGCAGGUUGGUCGUCGUGCCCUGGCCGCAGUCCCACCUGGGGGUACUGGGGUAGUUCUCGGUAAUUUAAGUAAAUAACACCGACGUUUCCAUCAUGGCAACGACCGCAGUGAGAUCACUGUUGAACAAAAGGGUCCCACUUAAAGUUGGUCACAUGUGCUACUCCUCUUCUGUGCCCACCACUAAGCUGUUCAUCGAUGGGAAGUUUGUUGAAUCCAAAAGUUCAGAAUGGCUUGAUAUUCACAAUCCUGCUACCAAUGAGGUGAUUUCCCGUGUACCCAAGGCCACCCAGGAGGAGAUGUUGGCUGCUGUGGACUCCUGCUCCAGGGCCUUUCACUCCUGGUCUGAGACCUCCAUCUUGACUCGUCAGCAAAUCUUUCUGCGCUAUCAGCAGCUUAUCAAGGACAACAUUAAAGAACUUGCUAAGUCAAUCACCUUGGAGCAGGGCAAGACCCUUGCAGAUGCAGAGGGGGAUGUGUUCAGAGGAUUGCAGGUGGUGGAGCACACCUGCAGUAUCACCUCUCUGAUGCUUGGUGAGACCCUGCCCUCCAUUACCAAGGACAUGGACACCUACACAUAUCGCCUGCCCAUCGGGGUUUGUGCCGGCAUUGCCCCCUUCAACUUCCCCGCCAUGAUCCCUCUGUGGAUGUUCCCCAUGGGCCUGGUGUGUGGCAACACCUACCUUUUGAAACCCUCAGAGCGCGUGCCAGGCUGUGCCAUGCUGCUGGCUAAGAUGCUGCAGGAUGCUGGCGCGCCAGAUGGGACGCUCAACGUCAUCCAUGGCCAACACGAUGCUGUAAAUUUCAUCUGUGAUCAUCCGGCCAUUAAAGCAAUCAGCUUUGUGGGCUCGAACCAAGCUGGAGAAUAUAUCUAUGAGAGGGGCUCUAAAAAUGGCAAGAGGGUCCAGUCUAACAUGGGAGCAAAGAACCACGGUGUAGUGAUGCCUGAUGCCAAUAAAGAGAACACCCUGAAUCAGCUUGUUGGGGCAGCAUUCGGGGCAGCAGGGCAGCGCUGCAUGGCGCUCUCCACAGCCAUUCUGGUCGGGGAGGCACGCGGCUGGCUGCCGGAGCUGGUGGAGCGUGCCAAGGCUCUGCGUGUGAAUGCAGGGGACCAGCCUGGUGCAGAUGUGGGGCCUCUGAUUUCGCCUCAGGCAAAAGAGAGAGUCAACAGUUUGAUCCAGAGCGGAGUGGACGAGGGAGCUGCACUCCUCCUGGAUGGCAGAAACAUUAAAGUCAAGGGUUAUCAGAACGGAAACUUUGUUGGACCCACCAUCAUUGCCAAUGUCACACCCCAGAUGAAGUGCUACACUGAGGAGAUCUUCGGGCCUGUGUUGGUUGUUCUGGAAGCAGACUCGUUGGAUGAUGCCAUCCGCUUGGUCAAUAACAACCCCUACGGCAACGGCACAGCUAUCUUUACCACAAAUGGCGCCGCCGCACGCAAAUAUACUCAUGAGGUGGAUGUUGGCCAGGUGGGAGUCAAUGUCCCCAUCCCUGUUCCGCUGCCUAUGUUCUCCUUCACUGGAUCAAGAGGAUCCUUCAGAGGUGAUACCAACUUCUAUGGGAAACAAGGCAUCCAGUUUUACACACAGAUCAAAACUGUUACUUCACAAUGGAAAGCAGAAGAUGCCACCUUGAAAAGUCCUGCAGUUACCAUGCCCACCAUGGGACGCUAACUGGCUUGUGUAAAGCCCACCUUACACAUACGGUGAAUCAAAAUGUAGUAAACUACUGUGCGGUCUGAAAGAAUCUAGAUAGGCCUCCUCCACACAGAAACAUGCCUUAAGGUUUAAAUACUGCAUUAAUUUGAUUGUUUAUACUAAAGGGUAGAAUUAUUUCAACCACUACGGGGUGUAUGUUGAUGGAAUAGAAAAAAAACUCCGCAAAUUUUAUACUAAUUUUGUGUAUUAUAAGCUACUCCUUCUCUCCAAGGAGAAACCAAACAUGGCCAUGAAUGAACAAUAUGACAUUGCAAAGGAUGUGCAAUGGUGAUGCAAUAGAGUGCAACAGAGUACCAAUUCUCCUGUCUGCUUUCACACCAACGAUAUCAAAUCGCCAUUUAAGACCAGUGUGAAGUUAUCCAUACUGCCUUUUGAUGAACAUAUGUUGUCACAAACACAAAGAUGGCAGUACAGUUGUACACUCUGUUACUUCCACUGAUUCUUUCUUAGUGAGUUGCUUUUUCAAGUGCAAUAUCAUGGUUUGAGUGGUAGCGUUUGAAUAAAGAGCCAUUUGUCAAAAUAAAACCUUUAAACUUGUCUGUCUGAGGGUGAUUGAAAGAGAAUUCACAAUUCUUGGUAGGUUGAAUUUUUUUUCUAAUUCUUAUUAUGAGCACAAAUAAUCAUCUGACAACCGGUUACACAUAAUUUCAAUUCUG
Molecule: messenger RNA, 2382 nt
Organism: Lampris incognitus (smalleye Pacific opah)
Lineage: Eukaryota; Metazoa; Chordata; Actinopteri; Lampriformes; Lampridae
Gene: aldh6a1
Product: aldehyde dehydrogenase 6 family, member A1
Exons: 12
Coding region: 104-1681 (525 amino acids)
Biological process (GO): thymine catabolic process; L-valine catabolic process
Cellular component (GO): mitochondrion
Molecular function (GO): malonate-semialdehyde dehydrogenase (acetylating, [NAD(P)+]) activity; methylmalonate-semialdehyde dehydrogenase (acylating, NAD+) activity
Source: RefSeq, a predicted model, not a curated record